CGCACUCGUACCCGGAGCCGUCCUGGGAGCCGUCGACAUUCUCCCUAAGAGAGACGGGUCUCUUCUCGAACGCGUCGUCGUCACGCAUGACAGCCACUUGGUGAGCCAUGUUGGGGCGCGUAGGGUAGACGUCGACCUCGAGGGCAGUAGGAGGUGAAGGUGGGUAGUCCGGGUAGGAGCAUGGUAGGCGCACACGAUAGACGCGUUAUAUGUCAAAAAGCACCUGCCGUUUGCCUCCCCGCCUGCCCGCUGCCAAGUGAAGUGGGCGUGUUGGGAACGCAUCCCGCAGGCAAAGUACCGAGGCUCGGGGUUUCACCACUCAUUCGUCCAGCGUGUGGAUACUCUUCGAGUACAGCACGAUGCCAUCAGCAGCAAAGCAGGCCACCCGCGGGAAGGAGCGAAAAAGCGAGGGCGAUGAAAGCUGGGGAGAGGCUUGGCGUGUGGAGACCCCGCAUGCUAGCGAAACCCGCCGUGGCUUCCGGAUCCACUAACACGCCGAAUGACCUACGAGUGAAGCCUUCUCGUGAGCCGGCCGCCUGUUCUUAUCGUCCGCCAUGGCGAAGCUACUUCGAGGAACGAGAGCUGAAGAUUCGGCAAGGCCCGACUGGCGUGCUUUUCUUUGUUCGACCUCACGUUGUGCGACCCAUCUGUCAAGCGAUCGGCGUCGCCACGUUUCCACGACACGCGCGGGGUAACCGGGCACGUUCCUGACGCUGGAGGAACUCCACAUGGACACAUUUCACCUUUCAGACUUGUCCCAGGUGGGGGACUGCUCCGACCUGCUUUGCGGCGCGUGUGGUUUCAAG
Molecule: messenger RNA, 806 nt
Organism: Alternaria rosae
Lineage: Eukaryota; Fungi; Ascomycota; Dothideomycetes; Pleosporales; Pleosporaceae
Exons: 1
Coding region: 181-711 (176 amino acids)
Source: RefSeq, a predicted model, not a curated record